UAUUUAUUUUUUGCCUGACGAUAGGGAAACAGAUGUAACAAUAUGGCAACGGACCCUCCUGGAUGUUCAUUUGAUUUGAAGGAAAUUCAGAACAAUCCACGUGUAGAUGAAAAGUUGUCAGUGUAUUCGACCUUUCAUGGUUACAACGUUAAAAAGGCAUAUGCUGGAGAAAAAAUAAAAGUUGGACUUCGAGUUGUGAGACCAAAAAGCUGGAAACCUGAAAGUGAUAACAAAUUUGACAAUGGCAGAGAAAUUGGAACUAUAAUAGAUUUAACUGAAUCAGGUCAGGUGAAAGUUCAAUGGGACGCUGGUGGAAAGGAUAAAUUUGAGAAGGGAGAUAAUAACCAGUUUGAUUUGCUUUUGUUUGAUAAUGCACAAAUAGGUGUCAAGCAUACCUAUGUUCAAUGUGAUGAAUGCGACGUGUACCCAUUACGUGGAAUAAGAUGGAAGUGUAAGAUCUGUGUGGAUUAUAAUCUUUGUACCGACUGCUACAUGAAUGAUGAGCAUGAGCUUUCACAUAUAUUCAAAAGAAUGCUCAGUACUGAUUCUAAAGGUGAACAAAUGCCACCACGAGAAAAUCAGGAUUACACCCUUGCCGUGGGAAUUCAACCAAAUGCAAUUGUUCACCUGUGUGGGGACACUAAACAUAAAGAUCGAUAUGGUCGAGUAGAACAAUUCCUUGAAAACACUUUAGAAACAUACAGGUCUGAUGCAAUAGUACACUGGAACGACAAUUUGACAGGAAGCUAUCGCGUAGGAAGGAAUGGACAGUGUGAUUUAAUGUGUAUAGAUGCAGCAAAAGGCCCUAUGUAUUACGAAGAACAUUUGCCAAUUGCAACAGAUAAAAAUGUACAGAGAGGUGCAAGAGUGGUUAGAGGUCCUGACUGGGAUGACAGUAGCGACUGUGAUGGUGGACUAGGACAUUUAGGAACAGUAACACAUGUUGGAGAUUUGAGUAAAAUAGAAAAUAUAACAUCACAAGAUGAAUCAGGAAAAAACAAACACAAAAAGCCGACGUCCACAGUCGUCAUGGUAUCACUUAAACUUGAUGUAAGAGUACAAUGGGAUAAUGGUAAAACGGAGGAUUACAGUUUGUCAAGUAAUUGUUUACGACUGUUUGACAAUGGACCAUCAGGAGUUUGUCAUGAGGGUUAUGUUUGUGAUUGCUGUUCUUCUAAAGAGAUUAUACGUGGUAUCCGAUGGAAAUGUAAUAUGUGUCAUGAUUUUAAUUUGUGUAAUAUUUGCUACAUGUCCGACAAACACGAUCUUGGUCAUAUAUUUCAACGAAUAGUUGCUGCAAAUGUGAGAGAAAAUAUGCAGACAUCAAGAGAACACCCACGGUCAUCAGUAAAAAGGCAGUCCUCUGGUAUAUUCAAAGGUGCAACGGUGGUUGAAGUAUCUCUCGAUAAAAGCGAUGAGAAACGAGGCAUCGUCAAAGACAUUUGUGGAUGUAAGGAAGACACAGGUCGAAGCGAAGUGGAAGUACUGUGGUCCAAGGAUAAAUCAAAAAGUUCACAUCGGAUCCUAGAUCUAAAAUAUGUCGCAGGAGGGGCCUUUUUCUAUUACUAUGAUCACCUCCCUGCUUUAGGAAAAGACUCCCGGGGUUACUUCGCUGUGAAUUUUAUUCUUCCUAAUAAUGCUACAAGAAAGAUUCAGGUUGAUAUAUGGCGUACUAUUAAGCUAGUCAAGAAAGACAUAUUCAAACCAAGCUUGUAUCUGAUAUUUGCAAAUCAUACAGCUGUAGACAAAAAAGAGUCAAAGGGCGACAAAAAGGACAACAUGGUUCUUAUGGAAGAAGUACUUGAAUUUGCAAAGAAGACCAAACUUCCCUGCCACGUUGUGGGACAAAGAGUUUUAUUCCAUAGCGGUUCCACCCAUACUGUCUUUAUACACUAUAAGACAGAGAAGGAUACUGUUAAGGAACUUGUAGAGAAAGGCUUCCAUAAAUUCGAAAGGGGUGACAUGGAUACGAAAAAUAAAAAAGACGAGAUGGAUGCAGAAAAUAAAGGAGACGAGAUUGAUGCAGAAAAUAAAGAAAACGAGAUGGAUGCAGAAAAUAAAGAAGACGAGAUUCAGUACUUCCUACGAAUGGCUAAAUACGUUAGUGGAGAAGAUGUAUUGCCAGUCGUCAUAUCCUUGCGUAAUGGUGGAAUGACAAAGGAAGUGCUGACAUAUACAGAAAAAUCGAAAAUACCUAUAAUUCGAUUUAAGAAACACAGCUUGGAUGUUAGUGUUUUAACCCAUCAGAACAUAGAAGUUGACUCUAGAUAUGUACAGAUGAAAGAACACAUAACAGAUAUAAAAAAUCCAUGGAACAUAAAGACAUCCAAAACAAAGGAUUACCCAUUAGGAAAAUAUGACGGAGAGGAUGAUCCAGAUGAAAUAGCUCUUAUUUCCGAGAUUCAGUCGGAUUUUCGAGACAAUUUAGACGCUUUAGUUUGCAGCCUUUUAAUCGGAGUGUCGAUGGUAAAAGGGUCAAUUGAAGACAAAAUAUUUGGACCAUAUACUAAAGUGUAUCCGAACGCCUUAUCGAUGUACCUUCUAAAAGAAGGAAAAUGGAGAAUACCAAAAGAGAAUAUCAAAUCGUCUUUUGAUUAUAGAUCCCUAGAAUACAUUUUUGAAGAGGAUCUGACAUCAGAAAUUAAAAACGGCCUAUGGUCUUAUCUACAAUCCAUGACCAAUAUGGCAUACAAAGCUCCUGAUUUUCGAGUAAAAAAAGUAGACGAUUCCGAAGAUGAAGAUGAACCAGCAAAAGACGGCAGAACAGAUGGAGACAACAAAAUAACUAGCAAAAAAGCCAGAGCCAAAAGAUUUUUGAACUUCAAAAAGGAUAAAUUAAAGAAAAAAAAACGCAAACAACUAGAACUCAAGGUUUCAACGUCUGAGUUGUACGGCCUAAUUGUAUACGCCCUGUUGAAAAAACAGUAUUGGGAUGGUGCACAACAACUGAUAGAAACAGGAUGUAUAAGGAUUCGUUAUAUUCUAAUCGGUUGUGUCAUCUUAGAAGAUGAAAUCAGCAACUGGAGAACAAAUUCAUGCCUAAAGGAAAAAUUGCAACGAUUCAAAAGUGCAAUCACCCAGCGAGCAAUUCGAAUAACAAGCUGUAUUAACGAGGCUGACAAGAAAAAGAAAGACGUAUCCGCGAAAAUAAAAGAGAGCAAAUUUCACAGUCCUAAAACAGAUUCAGAAAUUAAAGAAGGGCAACAAUUGGGAGAGCAUAUUAACCAUGCUGGACGGCUAUUGGUAAAUCAUGGAUACAUAGAAGAUGCCAUAAAGACUCAAAACAAGACUUUUCUUGACAACAGCACAGUGAAGAAUAUCCUAAAUGAAAUGUGGUAUGGUACAGAGAAGUUAGAUAAGCGAACGAGUGUGUGCUUCUUUGGUCUUGCUGUUGUGCACAUGAUUGUGUUGCCUUUAUUAAUGAUAAGUAUGGAAGCAGGUCCUUUAAUUUGGUUUUACAAGAAGUAUAACCUUCCGUUCAUUAAAGUGUCCAUGCAAAUGUUUGGCUUCUUAACGCUCAAUACCGCAUAUGCAUACAUGCUGUUGUUUGACUACAGUGACGACGGAAUUACCUAUGCGGACUAUUUCAUAAUGGUAUGGAUGGUCAGCUUCUUUGUGGAUGAAACCAAGCAGCUCAUCGUUUCUAUGAUAAGAAAAAAAUGGAAGAGUUAUGCAAGUGAUUGUUGGAACCAAUUAGACUGGCUUUCCAUGAUAGUUUAUGCUUCUGGAAUGUUGAUGAAGUUAUGUCAAGGACCCCGGUGUCGAGAUGCAUCCAAAGUUUUGUUGGUGGCAGCAUUUAUUUUCUUAUCAAUAAGAAUUUUAAAUCUGUUCUGUAUGUCAGCAAUGUUAGGACCAAAGUUAGUCAUGAUACGAAAAAUGGCUCGAGAUACUGUUUCAUUCAUGAUUAUAAUGGCAGUCAUAAUGAUGUGUUACAACAUAUCGUUUUAUGCUCUUUUGUAUCCUAAUUCUGAGUUAAGCUGGCUUCAGAUUGAAAAGAUAAUACAAAAUGGUUACUGGAUGUUAUUUGGAGAACUUAAUCUAGAUAGUGUCACACUAUCUGAACCGCACUGCACAUUCAACCGAGCAGUUUAUGAAAAUACUGAUGUACCGAGAUGUCCUGCGAAGCUUGGUGUAUACCUUACGCCUUACUUGAAAGCCCUCUACGGAUUAAUAGCAGUUAUUUUACUCCUGAAUCUGUUGAUAGCUAUGUACAGUGAUACAUUUCAAAAAGUCCACAAAGAAUCUGAGUUUUACUGGGCUCAAAUUCAGACUGACUUCCUUGAAGAAUACAGCAUCAAGACAGUUUUUCCAGUACAUCUUCAAUUACUUGUACUGCCAGCCACAAUCGUGCAUGCCAUAUUUUGGUUCUGUUGUCCUCAUCUGUGUGGAAGACUUUAUAAAACAUGUCGGGACCAGGGUUAUGGAAAAGAGGAUACAGUAACCCUUAAUCAUUGCCCUAUGUUUGUUAGAGUUUUUUUGUACAAUACAAAUUUUGAUUUGAAGCUGAAAACAACAAAAGAAGCAGAGGGCAAUGGUGCACUAAAAGCAAAAGGGGAAAUAGACCUUUCUGAAGUUGACAGGCUUACGCAAUUCAAGCCAGACACAAGUCCUAAUGCUCAUAUGACGGAGCUAUUUAAAGCUCAUAUGCAGCCUCUUAUAAAUACAUAUAAGCAAUGA
Messenger RNA from Mytilus trossulus (common blue mussel), 4677 nucleotides. RefSeq lists its product as uncharacterized. Lineage: Eukaryota; Metazoa; Mollusca; Bivalvia; Mytilida; Mytilidae. The coding region runs from base 43 to 4677 and encodes 1544 amino acids. The transcript has 35 exons. Gene Ontology annotation, molecular function: ubiquitin-protein transferase activity; monoatomic ion channel activity; zinc ion binding. Gene Ontology annotation, cellular component: membrane; cytoplasm. The record is from RefSeq and is a predicted model, not a curated record. Gene Ontology annotation, biological process: transmembrane transport; protein ubiquitination; monoatomic ion transport.